This is a messenger RNA of Paramacrobiotus metropolitanus, 1291 nucleotides long. RefSeq names its product probable RNA-binding protein EIF1AD. Bases 440 to 940 code for a protein of 166 amino acids. The transcript has 5 exons. Gene Ontology annotation, cellular component: nucleus. Gene Ontology annotation, biological process: translational initiation. Gene Ontology annotation, molecular function: translation initiation factor activity; RNA binding. The record is from RefSeq and is a predicted model, not a curated record. NCBI's taxonomy places the organism in Eukaryota, Metazoa, Tardigrada, Eutardigrada, Parachela, Macrobiotidae.
UAAAAUAAACGCAAUGUAUACUGUAAACUGUAAGUAUGUUUUUUAUGUUUUAUAUACUAGAACUUUUCCAUUAGCAAACUGUCAACUCAAAACGUUUCUGUGAAAAAGCAGAACAGACAAGCAGCUCCAGCUGUUAGCUUAGCAGCCUAAGCCUAAGGUGAGCAAAAUGCUAACGAAAAUGCAAGCGAUUUACAUUUUGUUCAAUUCAUCCGGGCCGAAUUUUCUGAUGAGUCGUGCAAGCUUAGGCCCUAAAAAGGCUCGCCCAGAACAAUGGGUCUUUAAAUUUUGGCAAUAAAAGUAAAAGUCCCAGAUCUCUCCUUGAUGUCCGUGUUAAGUGUUUCGCAAGUACGGACGAUUUAACAACUCCAAUCGGGAACUUUUCUUGUUGUUUUAUUGUUGUGAGGCUGCACUAAUCCUGCGAUCAGUCAGCGCUCCGAUAAUGUCGGCCUCAACCAAACGAAAAUUGGUAGCCCAGGAGUUCUUGGGAGAACUCGUUCUACCCGAUGCAACGAAGCAGCAGGAAAUCGUUCAGGUGAUAGGUUCUCGCGGAAACAAUCUGCACGAAAUUCAGAAUGCUGCUGGAGAACGAUUUUUAGCCAGCAUGCCAACGAAAUUCCGGAAAAACAUAUGGAUUAAACGAGGCGAUUUUGUACUUGUGGAACCGAUUGCAGAGGGCGAUCGCGUUAAAGCUGAAAUUAUAAACAUAUUACGGACCAAGGAGCAGCUGUGUCAUAUUAAAGCGAACGGAUGCUGGCCGUCCGCGUUUGAGCAACCCGUGAAAAACAGUCCCGAAGCUGAUCGCGUUGAUCCUUCCCCGGCUGCCGAAGACAGUCCGGAUGAUGAUGGAAGUGACAUGUCGGAUUUGUCGCCUAAUAUGAAUAGAAGACCCCUGCAUUCCUACGAUUCUGACAAAGAGGAUACGUCGGAAGAAAGCGACUGAUGGUUGUACUUGUACGGGGCAUGUAAAUUGGAUUGUUUCCUACUUCUUCCUGGGAUGUCAACCAUACCAGCAGACUCAGCAGUACACCUGUAAGCCGAAUACUUAGAUGCAUGUGCAUUCCUUUUCAGCAGUACUUAACAGCUGUGACAUUCAAUGGCUCACGUAAUACUAACUCACAAAUGUCACAAUGGAAGGAAUGCAGGAAUUUUCCCUUCUGGUUUUCCGCUGUGAUAUGCAACUAUAGAUACUGCAAUCAAUAGUGCAUCCAUAUCAAGGUUGUUUUUCUUACUUUUUGACAAGUGGGUUCUUCCGCAUUUUGUGAACAUAAAUAAUUAAAUUAUUUUUGGCGAA